This is a messenger RNA of Diabrotica balteata, 1072 nucleotides long. NCBI's taxonomy places the organism in Eukaryota, Metazoa, Arthropoda, Insecta, Coleoptera, Chrysomelidae. The record is from the annotation of a GenBank genome assembly.
ACGUUUAGUUUUGUUUUGACAUCGAAUUUGUCAUGUUGGUUUAACCUUUUUGUGGAUUUUUUUAAUAUGUCUGGGAAUAAAAGUGAUAAGUCUACUCAAAAACAUGAAUCUGAAAAAGUUUCAAUUUCGAGCAGCCGAUGGCCUCGAGUGUCUCAACUAAUUGGUCAAAUAAAUCUUAUGACAACAGCUAUGGAGAGUGUUCUAGUAGAAGCAUUACAGGAACUUUAUAUUUUGCGGACGUUAAAUACUCGAAAUAAUAUAGCUUUCGAUGAAAAUCUUUUGAGGUAUAAAGAUGUCGUGGAAAGGUUUACUGGUACUGAAGAUCACGCGGAGAAAAGACUUCCUGCCAGAGGAAUAAACCAUGAUAAAAUUGCCAUAGACAUUAACAAACUAAUAAACGUUUUUCGAGAAACAGCGAAAAAACUAAGCUACAAUGAGGAGUUCCCAGUUUUAACAGGUUUUCUUAGCGCUAUCGAUAAUAUGACAAAAGAUGACGAAAUGUUGUUUGAGUCUCAAAAAACAAAAAGUUUAGAAAUCAAGCUUUUAAAACAACAGUACGACAUUGAAAAAAAUAAAGGAUUAAAUAAUAUUGAGAAAACUUUUGAUAACAUUCAAUAUUUAAAGUUUUCUAUAGAAAAUGCCAUAGCAUAUGGAAGAUACGAAGUAAACUAUUUUAAAAAAUGGGAGGCCACAAGAGAAGAACAAAAUAAACUCGCUUGUUUAGAGAAAGAAAAUGUUUAUAGAGAUCGUAUCGAAAACACUAAGAAAGAAAUAGAACUUGAAAGAAAAUGCCAUCACAAAUUUAAGGGUUAUAUAGAAGAAAGCAGACGUGAUAUGUUGGAUGAAAUUAACUACUUGGUAAAGCACUAUGACGAAGAAAUCGAGAGAAGAGAGAUAGAAAUAAUUGAUAUGCAAAGAAAACUCGAAAAACUUUGUGUGCUGCAUACAGAAGUUUUGUGUGAAUUUGAGAAACGACAAAAAGAAAUGGUAGAAUGGAAGCAGUAUAAGAAAGAAAGGGAGAUACGGCGGAAACGUGCCAAGUUGGUGAAAUGGGCUUCAGUUGUUAUACAGG